AUGCCUGCGUCAGGAGAGAAUGGGCACCAUCGUGCCUCCUCUACGUCAAGGAAUGGCCAUGCGCCGCUCUAUCGGCUCGACUCGAAUCAGAGCUCAACGAGCAUCUUCGAGGAGGUGGAGAUGGCCCAUGACGAGCUUUUCUCUGGUCCUGUGGCCGAAAGCCUUCCUACCAGCGUUUCAGCUUUCUCCCAUCGACGGCCUCGUGCUGACUCUACAACGAGUUUUGCAUACUAUCACGAUGAACCCGAAGCCUCUCCUACUUCGUUCGAAGAUGAACGUCAAAGCCUGUCAGAUGAUGUGGGGGACUUUGCAUUUGGUGACGAUGACGAAAGCUACGCUGAUUACGAAAACGGCGAUACCAUCGAUGAUUACAUGUCCCAACGCAGGCGGUCGUCAACGCACUCGAGAUCGUCUGUUCACGCCCGUCUGUUGCGCCAAGACAGUGGCAUGACCAAUAAGAGCCUUGGUGGAGAUCGUUUGAGCCAGAAGGUUUACAUGGUGAAUGAAGACCUUACUAUUGCCAUUGCUGGCUUUCGGACGAGUCGACUUGGCUUCACUGCUUAUGUCGCACUUUGCCUAUGCACUGCUGGCAUCGCUUGGCUGCUACUCAGAUGGUUUCCUAGAUGGCAUGUGAAACUUUUGGGUCUGCCGUCUCCGCUAGCCGAGUGUGACUGGGUUGUUGUCGAGAACCAAUGGGGAGAAUUUGCCCUGAUGGACGUGGACAAAAAGCUCUACGGUAGACCCAUGUCUACCAUCUUUGGCUCCACUGGGAAGAGCUACGGGGUGGAUGAUGAUUACGAUCCAAUCAUCACCGAAUUGCGUAUGCUCAACUAUCGUUACGUUCGCUUGUACUUCAACCAGCAAAAGGACAAGUUUGUCAUAUUCAACGGCUGGGUUGAUCCGAAUUGGACCGAUCCUCGCGCCGUACGUGCCGGCAUAGACAGCGAUGAGAAGGGACUGCGAGCAGUUGUGUUUGGAAAUAAUCUGAUUGAUAUUGAGCAAAAGUCAACACCGCAGUUGCUCGUAGAUGAGGUUUUCCAUCCUUUCUACGUCUUCCAAAUCGCUAGUCUGAUUCUGUGGUCUCUUGAUGAAUAUUAUUACUACGCCGUGGCUAUCUUCCUUAUGUCGUUUGGAAGUAUCGCCACCACCCUCAUUGAAACCAAAGCGACGAUGAAACGACUCCGCGAGAUUUCUCGCUUCGAGUGCGAUGUGCGUGUCCUUCGAAAUGGAUUCUGGCGAUUUGUAUCCUCGAGCGAGCUCGUGCCUGGUGACGUUUACGAGGUCAGCGACCCAAAUCUCACUCAAUUUCCAAGUGAUGGCUUGCUUUUGAGCGGCGACUGCAUCGUUAACGAGAGCAUGCUGACAGGUGAAUCGGUCCCUGUGUCAAAAACACCAGCCACCGAUGAGACGAUGUACAGUCUUGAUUUGGCUGCACCGACUGUGUCGCCAGAAAUUGGCAAACACUUCCUCUUCUGUGGUACUAAGAUCAUUCGCGCCCGGCGGCCGCAGGAAGAGCGCGAUGGAGACGCUGUCGCCCUCGCACUCGUGGUCAGAACGGGAUUCAGCACCACGAAGGGAUCUCUUGUACGGUCCAUGCUUUUCCCCAAACCAUCCGGCUUCAAAUUCUAUAGAGACUCUUUCCGGUACAUCAGUGUCAUGGCGAUCGUAGCCAUGCUUGGUUUCAUCGCCUCUCUCUUCAACUUCCUGCGGCUUCACCUUGCCUGGCACCUCAUCAUCGUCCGUGCGCUCGAUCUUAUCACUAUCGUCGUGCCGCCAGCGCUGCCCGCGACGCUCACCAUUGGGACCAACUUCGCGCUUAGUCGACUGAAGAAGAAACAAAUCUUUUGUAUCAGUCCACAACGGGUCAACGUAGGUGGUAAGAUUGACAUCAUGUGCUUUGAUAAGACCGGCACCCUGACAGAGGACGGAUUGGACAUACUCGGUGUUCGGGUUGCAUCUCCGGUGACAGGCAGAUUCACGGAUGUGCUUACCGAUCCGUCGUCUUUCGUACAGGCGCAGGCUGGCGUUCCAGCCCAGAUGGCAAAAUUGAGGGCAGCCUUGUACACCAUGGCAACUUGCCACUCGUUGAGGUCUGUGGACGAUGAGCUGAUGGGCGAUCCGCUUGACCUCAAAAUGUUUGAGUUUACAAGAUGGUCUUUCGAAGAAGGCAAACAGAGUCCCAACGAGGCAGACGACCAAGAUCAGGGCAGCCUUUCGCCGUCAGUCGCCCGACCUCCAGCUGAGCAUGAUGCUCUUUUGCGAGGCACUACUCAACAAGGAGACCAAUCGCAAUCGCUCGAAUUGGGAGUACUGAGGUCCUUCGAAUUCGUUUCGCAGCUCCGCAGAGCAAGCGUCAUAGUUCGACAAUUUGGACAGCAAAGCGGGGACAUAUAUGUCAAAGGUGCUCCUGAAUGCAUGCGAGAAAUAUGUCGCGAAGACAGCUUCCCAGUCGACUAUGAUGAUCAGCUUGCCUAUUAUACACACAAGGGUUAUCGCGUCAUUGGCUGCGCAGCUCGCCAUGUUCCAAAACUUAGCUGGGUCAAAGCCCAGAAAAUGAAGCGACACGAGGCCGAGUCGCAACUGGAGUUCACUGGGUUCAUCAUCUUCGAGAACAAGCUCAAGCCGACCACGGCACCUGUCCUGACUGAGCUGCUGGAAUCGAACAUCAGUACGACAAUGGUAACAGGCGACAACAUCUUGACUGCCAUCAGUGUUGCUCGUGAAUGCAACUUGAUCAACAAGACCGCGCACUGCUUUGUUCCGAGAUUCAUAGAAGGCAACGCCGGUGAUCCAAAGGCUCGGUUACAGUGGGAAAGCAUUGAUAAUGGAGGUUUCCAGCUGAACGAACAGACUCUUCUUGCAAGUUCAUUCCAAUUUGAAAGACGUUGUUGCAAAGCUAAUUUUGUUGCACAGCCGCUACCACCUCCGGCUGACGUUGACGCAUCAUUGGCAUACAACAUCAAUGACAUCCGCAAUUACUCUCUAGCAGUCAGCGGCGAGGUUUUUCGCUGGAUUGUGGACUUCGCGCCUCCAUUGGUGUUGCAGAGAAUGCUGGUCCGUGGUCGAGUGUUCGCGCGUAUGUCUCCAGAUGAAAAACACGAGCUAGUCGAGAAAUUGCAAGCGAUCGGGUACUGCUGUGGCUUCUGUGGUGACGGUGCGAAUGAUUGCGGCGCUCUCAAGGCUGCAGAUGUUGGCAUCUCCCUCUCAGAGGCGGAAGCCUCCGUUGCAGCUCCGUUCACGUCACGCGUCUUUGACAUCGGUUGCGUUCCUCAGGUUAUCCGCGAGGGUCGUGCCGCACUUGUGACGAGCUUCAGUUGCUUCAAGUAUAUGAGUUUGUACUCGGCCAUCCAGUUCACGUCGGUGAGCUUUCUCUAUGCUACAGCUUCUAAUCUCGGCGACUUUCAAUUCCUAUUCAUUGAUCUACUAUUGAUUCUUCCUAUUGCCAUUUUCAUGAGCUGGGCUGGGCCAUACCCUGUCCUGUCACGAAAGCGACCGACUGCAGACCUCGUCUCGCGCAAGGUGCUCGUACCAUUGCUGGGCCAGAUGGUCAUUUGUAUACUAGUGCAAACUGCUGUAUAUGUCGCCGUGAGAAAGCAGUCAUGGUACGUACCUCCACGUGUCAACCAUGACAAGUCGAAUAUCAAGAACUCGGAAAAUACGGUCCUAUUCUUGGUGUCCUGUUUUGAGUACAUCUUGGCGGGUGUGGUACUCAACGCGGGUCCUCCUUUCAGGGAAAAGGCGCUGAAGAAUUGGCCGUUCAUGGCAACCAUCGUGGCAACCAUUUCUAUUACGUUAUGGAUGAUUAUUGGCCCAGGGCAUUCAGUAAGGCACCUGAUGCAACUUACUAAGACGAGCUGGGACUUUGAACUCUUUAUGAUUUUACUCGGGGGCGUUUACUUGGUCACGGCAUGGGCAUCGGAAAAGUACCUCUUCCAAAAGCUGGCUCGGGCUAUGGGACAUUUCAAAGAAAACUCCCUGAAGAAGCCGAAGCAAAGAAAGGAGUAUAAAAUGAUUCUGGAGCACAUGGAGUUGUAG
Messenger RNA from Colletotrichum acutatum, 4035 nucleotides. RefSeq names its product ATPase. The transcript has 16 exons. Bases 1 to 4035 code for a protein of 1344 amino acids. Gene Ontology annotation, molecular function: ATP hydrolysis activity; P-type ion transporter activity; ATPase-coupled monoatomic cation transmembrane transporter activity. Gene Ontology annotation, biological process: intracellular calcium ion homeostasis; transmembrane transport. The record is from RefSeq and is a predicted model, not a curated record. Lineage: Eukaryota; Fungi; Ascomycota; Sordariomycetes; Glomerellales; Glomerellaceae. Gene Ontology annotation, cellular component: membrane.